This is a messenger RNA of Cylicostephanus goldi, 258 nucleotides long. Lineage: Eukaryota; Metazoa; Nematoda; Chromadorea; Rhabditida; Strongylidae. The record is from the annotation of a GenBank genome assembly.
CAAAGCAAAUGGAGACCCAAAGGACAGGGUGGUUACGGAGAUCCAUACCAGCUACCAUCCUAUGGCUACGGUUAUCAGUCACCUUAUAGCUAUGGUUAUCAGUCUUACGGCUACGUUUAUCAGACGCCUUAUGGUUACGCUUAUCAGUAUCCCUAUAGUUAUGGUUAUCAAUCACCCUACGGGUAUGGUUACCAGCCAGGUGGAUAUGGUUACGUGACAUACAACCAGCAGUCGUCACAGCAGUGCAUAGGUAUUUGA